AUGAUUACUUCGGGACACAAUCCAAUUACACUGCUAAAAAGAAUUUUAAGUUUAGCCGAAAUAUCACCUUUUGUGCUCAUCGCCGACAGCUUAGCGCAGAGUUCAAGGAAAUUGCUUGAGGAGGUGCACUACAACGUCAAGGAGGACUCGAAAAUUAGCAUAAUAUAUGUGUCGUUCGAAACCGUCGAUAAACCUAGCUAUGCGGACGUUUUCAUUGCCGCAGGUUCCCUGUCGCUGGACAAGCUGACGCAGACUGUAAGAACAUUCCUUCCUUCAACAAACGUGCCAGACGGGAGCAAGACUAUGGUUCUGAUAGAUUCCAUGAAUUAUAUUUCCUCGAACCAUGUUGGUCAGUUUGUGAGCGGCAUUAGCUCUCGAAAUUCCACGCUACUGGGAGUGUACCAUACAGACGUUCCGGAAUAUCGAGAAAGCGUUUCACAUUACCCUAAAUCUAUAGAGCUGCUGCAUUUCAUGGCGACUACUGUGAUGGAAGUGCAACCUGUUCUUCCGCAGAAUGCAACGGAGGAGCAAAUGAAGGACGAUCUGUCGCGGUUUUUGAUUCCUCGUGGGCUAAAUAACCACACUUUCCAGUUGGUUUUGACUACACGCCGGAAAUCAGGAAGAUCGUUGUCAUAUAAGUUUCUUAUUAACUCGGAAACACACUCUUAUGAUAAUAUUGUGACUUCAGACUUAAUCGAAGACCGUGAUAAUGAAACGCCGGAAAUGCUACAAGAUCUAACAACUUUCAACCUUACAACCUCCGCUAAGCAGAAACUGGCGAAGGAACAGGUUGAGCUACCCUUCUUGGAGGCUCAAUCGUUCAAUACAGGUGGCGCAAUCGUUUAUCAAUUCGAGAAGGAUGACGAUUACGACGAGGAAGAUCCUUUUGAGGACCCCUUCUAA
Torulaspora globosa is the source of this 903-nucleotide messenger RNA. It is a transcript of the gene IKI1, whose product is annotated as Elongator subunit IKI1. The coding region runs from base 1 to 903 and encodes 300 amino acids. The record is from RefSeq and is a predicted model, not a curated record. Gene Ontology annotation, molecular function: tRNA binding. Gene Ontology annotation, cellular component: elongator holoenzyme complex; nucleus; cytosol. NCBI's taxonomy places the organism in Eukaryota, Fungi, Ascomycota, Saccharomycetes, Saccharomycetales, Saccharomycetaceae. Gene Ontology annotation, biological process: tRNA wobble uridine modification. The transcript has a single exon.